Sitodiplosis mosellana (orange wheat blossom midge) is the source of this 2604-nucleotide messenger RNA. RefSeq names its product zinc finger protein 271-like. The transcript has 5 exons. The coding region runs from base 1 to 2604 and encodes 867 amino acids. Lineage: Eukaryota; Metazoa; Arthropoda; Insecta; Diptera; Cecidomyiidae. The record is from RefSeq and is a predicted model, not a curated record.
AUGAAUGGUUACGGUACAGAGCCACCUGAUAAAGACAAAUCCGAUAUCACAGCAUUGCACAAUGAAUCGAUUUUGUCCGAAGUGGAAAUAAAACAGGAACCGACCGUCAAACAAGAGAAUGAAGUCUCCGACGAAAUAUUGAUGGUGACGCGAUCAAUACACACAGCCAUUGCAUCACUUGGCAUUUCGAUUGGUGGUAAAGAAGUGGAUUACAGCGAUGGUUACUUGGAUUUUUGUGAUUUGGAUAAUGUGAAAUUGGAGGUUAAUAUUGAAAAGGAUAAGAAUGAGGCGAAUCAAAUUCCAUGGAUGAGCUUUAACAAAGAUGAAAAGCUACAAAACAAUGCAAAGAAGAGUUUCCCGAAAGCGAAACCAUGUGGAUCAAAUCACCAUCGUACGUUGAAGGAAUUUUCAGCGAAAACCGGUGGAGGUGGCACAGCCAACAGUUUUAGUAGCAAGAAGGUGCCAACUGAAAGAAAGGUGAAUGGAAAGCGACACAAGUGUUCAUUGUGCGAAUAUAUCACCGACUUUGCAACUUCUUUGAAAACACACAUGUUCAAGCACACCGGCGAACGACCAUUUCCAUGCAGCAUGUGCCAGAAGCGGUUCACCCAGAAACAACAUCUCCAAUCGCACAUGAAAACACACGUCGAUGAAUUUCUGUUCAGCUGCUCAAAUUGUUCGCAAGGAUUUCAUCGCAGCGACGAGAAAGUGAAACAUGAAACCGGUUGCAAGACGAAUUUGAAACGUCAUCUGCGCGUGCAUACCGGUGAGAGACCAUUCGAAUGCGACCAAUGCUCAAAGAGAUUCAACCACCCAACCGCUUUGAAACGUCACAUUGAAACUCACAUCAAUCGUCGUCCUCGUCCAUUGAAAAUCAAGUGUUCAUCUUGCUUCAAAAACUUCGCCCAACAAAAGGAAAAGGAAAAUCAUGAAGCCAACUGCAAGCGACGUGGAUACCGAUGCGAUUUGUGCAAGACCUACACAACUGACCGUAAACCAGAUUUGAUGGACCACAUGCGAAUUCACACUGGCGAAAAGCCAUUCCGAUGUGAAAUAUGCUCGAAGUGCUUCUCGCAAAAGGAGGAUUUUAAACGUCAUCUGCGCGUGCAUACCGGCGAAAGGCCAUUCGAAUGCGACCAUUGCUCAAAGAGAUUCAAUCAACCAAGUGCUUUGAAAUAUCACCGCAAAUCCGACGCUAAUCCUCGUCCUUGUCCUCGUCCAUUCAAAAUCAAGUGUUCAUCUUGCUUCAAAAUCUUCGCACAACAGGAAGGAAAGGAAAAUCAUGAAGCCAACUGCAAGCGACGCGGAUACCGAUGCGAUCUGUGCAAGACCUACACAACUGAUCAGAAAGGACAUUUGAUGAGACACAUGCGAAUCCACACUGGCGAAAAGCCAUUCCGAUGUGGCCAAUGCUCGAAGUGCUUCUCGCAAAAGGCACAUCUCAACAAACACAAGAAGAUUCACAAAACAACGCCAACAAAAUACAUGAAUUAUACUCCGGCCCAAUUAAUGCAAAAUCGUAACUUGAGAUCGAACAUUCCGAUGCAUGAGCCAACCAUUAAACAAGAGAAUGAAGUCUCCGACGAAAUAUUGAUGGUGUCGCGAUCAGCUCACACAGCCAUUGGAUCGCUUGAUAAUUCGAUUGGUGGUACACAAAUGACUGACACCGGCGUUCACUUUGAUUUCUACGAUUUGGAUGAGGUAAAAUCGGAAGUGAAGAUCGAGAAGGUCAAGGAUGAGGCAAAUCGAGUUCCAGGAAGAAGCUUUGUCAAAAAUCGAACGCCACAAAGCAAUCCAAAGAAGCAUCUUUCCAAGGACAAGAAUCAGAAGUCAAGUGGGUUGAAUGGCGUUGCAGCUAUAACCGGGAAAAAUAAGAAUUCAAACAGUUUCGAUGACAAGAAGAAGCCAACCGAAGGCAAGGCAAAUCGAAAGCGACACAAAUGUUCAUUGUGCGAUUAUAUCACUGACAACAAAACAAAUUUGAAUACUCACAUGCUCAAACACACUGGUGAACGACCAUUUCCAUGCAUCGUGUGCCAAAAGCGAUUCACCCAGAAACAAAAUCUCCAAUCGCACAUGAAAACACACGUCGGUGAAUUUCUGUUCAGCUGCUUAAAUUGUUUGCAAGGAUUUCAUCGCAGCGACGAGAAGGUGGAACACGAAUCCGGUUGCAAGGUGCGUCGCUACGAGUGUCAUCUGUGUAAGGAAUUCUCCACAUUGAUUAAGACGAAUUUGAAACGUCAUCUGCGUAUUCAUACCGGCGAGAGACCAUUCGAGUGCGACCAAUGCUCAAAGACAUUCAACCACCCAACUGCUUUGAAAGGCCAUCGCAAAUCUCACACCAAUCUUCGUCCAUUGAAGUUUAAGUGUUCAUCUUGCUUCAAGAACUUCACACAACAGAAGGAAAAAGAGAAUCAUGAAGCCAACUGCAAGCGACACGGAUACCGAUGCGAUGUGUGCAAGAGCUACAUAACUGAUAAGAAAACUCAUUUGAUGGACCACAUGCGAAUCCAUACUGGCGAAAAGCCAUUUCGAUGUGAAAUAUGCUCGAAGUGCUUCUCGCAAAAGGCACAUCUCAACAAACACAAGAAAAUUCACAAGUAG